Messenger RNA from Helicoverpa zea (corn earworm), 1529 nucleotides. RefSeq names its product queuosine salvage protein. NCBI's taxonomy places the organism in Eukaryota, Metazoa, Arthropoda, Insecta, Lepidoptera, Noctuidae. The record is from RefSeq and is a predicted model, not a curated record. The transcript is spliced from 4 exons. Bases 150 to 1154 code for a protein of 334 amino acids.
AGUUGCCGGGCGGGACGGGCGAGCGAGUCCAGUGUACACUUUAUUUUUUGUUUAUCUUUUUGAUAAGACUGCACUUCUAUUUUCCAGUGAUAGCUGGCAAGUGCUCUAGCUAGGCACAGCUCAGUACCACUUGAUCAAGGAAACACAUCAUGGUUCGCGAAGGAGUGUUACAGCCAGCGGCUGCCGGCGAAUUUAUUGCUCGAAACGCGCACCACGUAAAGAUUCACGAAACAGGUCUUGAUAAAUUAUGUGAAGAGAUGCUAAAGUCUAUUACUGACAAGCUUGAGAUCCCAGAUACUGGUGCGGACAUCAUACACCCUAACAAAGACCAUGAGAAGGCUGCGGACUGGGUGUUUGUGGCAGAUGCUCUAAAUUUCUGCUUCUGGUCAUAUUCCGGGGCUCAGAAGUGGACUGUGGAUGGUCAUUCUGGGUAUUAUGCUUUAGAAGCUGCACUGGCUAGAGCUAUCAAGAAUGGUAUCGACAUUACAAAUCCAGAAUACUACUCAAAAAUAACUGAAGACCAACUUCGUGAUAUAAUGAAAGGUGACAACGCAGCAACAAUACCGUUAUUCAAUGAACGCAUAUCAGUACUGCACGAAGUAGGUGCAAUCUUACUGGAAAAGUACAACGGUACCUUUGUAACAUGUUUGAAAGAGGCCAAUAAGUCUGCCGUCAAGUUGUUGGAGAUUAUUGUAGACAACUUUCCAUGUUUCCGAGAUGAAGCAGUAUUUGAAGGUCAGAAGGUAGCUCUAUAUAAGAGAGCACAGAUCCUUGUGGCUGACUUGUGGAACUUCUUCGGAGGCUCUGGAUGGGGAGAGUUUACCGACAUUGAUAAGAUCACCAUGUUUGCCGAUUAUAGAGUGCCGCAGGUGCUUGUUUAUUUUGGUGCUUUGAGCUACAGUGAUGAGCUAAUGGAUAAAUUGAAGAAAGAUGUCCUCCUCUCAAGUGGAUCACCAGAAGAAGUAGAGAUCCGAGGGUGCUCCAUCCACGCCGUAGAACUGCUCAAGAAGAAACUGGAGGAUAAACUGAAAGGUCAGGAUGCUGAGGUACCAAACUCCAGUUUAAUAGAUUAUUAUCUGUGGUGCUACAGGAGAAAGUAUGCGGAUGAUAUGGAGAGUAUACCGUUCCAUAAGACUUUGGGUAUCUACUACUGAUAGUCUUUUUUUGGAGUAGAGAAGUUAAGGAUAAUAAGGUGCCUUGGAUGUUAUAAGUUGUAAUUUUUUUUUAAUAUUUCCAGUAACAGUGAUAUUUGAUUGACUGGUCAUUAAAAUACGCCUGUUUUGUAUAAAAUACAUAAUUCUAUUUUUAAUGAUGCCAAGCCCUUUUGACACUAUUUUUAAGCCUGUAAUCUGGUAAGAAAAUGGUGCUUAAACAGAAUUUAAUAGUUUUUAAAUACCCGCCCAGUGGGCCUGAUCCACACAAUUAUUUUUUAAUAAGUAUUAAUUAUUUACGUAUUACAUGUAAUGUAACAUACAUGAUUUUGUAUUAUUAUUGAUUUUCAAAAUAAAAAACAAUAUUUAUUAUAAUUA